CCCUCGGCUGCUGGCCGGCAGCCCCCCCCGCCCCUCCCGCCCUCUCCGUGCCUUGGGGCCUGGGCAAGGCCCGAGCCCUGCUCCGCCGCCAUGCCGGCGGCCGCCGCCCCCAUGAUCAGCUCCGUGCAGAAGCUGGUGCUGUACGAGACCAGGGCUCGGUACUUUCUUGUUGGAAGUAAUCCUGCAGAAACCAAAUAUCGUGUUUUGAAAAUAGAUCGCACUGAACCAAAGGAUUUGGUUAUAAUUGAUGAUAAGCAUGUGUAUACACAACAAGAGGUGAGGGAACUUCUUGGCCGUUUAGACCUGGGAAACAGAACGAAGAUCGGGCAGAAGGGCUCUUCUGGAUUAUCUCGAGCUGUCUCUGCUUUUGGUGUAGUAGGUUUUGUCAGGUUUUUAGAAGGCUAUUACAUUGUGUUAAUAACAAAAAGAAGAAAAAUGGCAGAUAUUGGAGGUCAUGCAAUAUAUAAAAUAGAAGAUACGAAUAUGAUCUACAUUCCUAAUGACUCUGUAAGAGUCACUCAUCCUGAUGAAGCCAGGUAUCUGAGAAUCUUUCAAAAUGUGGACCUUUCUAGCAACUUCUAUUUUAGUUACAGCUAUGAUCUGUCUCACUCCCUUCAGUAUAAUCUUACUGUCCUGAGAAUGCCACUUGAGACAUUAAGAACUGAAACAACUCAGACCCGACAAGAGAGUUUUGAUAUAUUUGAAGAUGAAGGACUUUCAACACAGGGUGGAAGUGGUGUAUUUGGGGUUUGCAGUAAGCCUUACGAAAAGUAUGUGUGGAAUGGCAAACUUCUGGAGGCAGUAAAAAAUACUGUUCAUCGUGACUGGCUGCUGUAUAUUAUUCACGGAUUCUGUGGGCAGUCGAAACUGUUAAUAUAUGGUCGGCCUAUAUAUGUCACUCUGAUAGCCAGAAGAUCAAGCAAAUUUGCUGGAACACGUUUUCUGAAACGAGGAGCAAACUGCGAGGGAGAUGUUGCUAAUGAAGUGGAAACCGAACAAAUACUUUAUGAUGCUUCAGUUAUGUCAUUUUCUGCAGGAAGUUAUUCUUCCUAUGUUCAGGUUCGAGGAUCUGUCCCUCUGUACUGGUCUCAAGAUAUUUCAACUAUGAUGCCUAAGCCACCCAUAACGUUGGACCAAGCAGAUCCUUUUGCGCAUGUUGCUGCUCUUCACUUUGACCAAAUGCUUCAGAGAUUUGGCUCUCCCAUUAUUAUUUUGAAUCUUGUGAAGGAACGUGAAAAAAGAAAGCAUGAACGGAUUCUUAGUGAAGAACUUGUUGCUGCUGUGACAUAUCUCAACCAGUUUUUACCCCCAGAGCAUGCAAUUAUAUACAUACCCUGGGAUAUGGCCAAAUACACUAAAAGCAAACUUUGCAAUGUUCUUGAUAGACUCAAUGUGAUUGCAGAAAGUGUAGUAAAGAAGACUGGAUUUUUUGUAAAUCGACCUGAUUCCUACUGCAGUAUCUUGCGGCCAGAUGAAAAGUGGAACGAACUGGGAGGUUAUGUUGUUUCCACUGGUCGCUUGCAGACCGGAGUUCUCCGAACCAAUUGUGUGGACUGUUUGGAUCGCACUAACACAGCCCAGUUUAUGGUGGGAAAAUGUGCUUUGGCAUACCAACUCUAUUCAUUGGGAUUGAUUGAUAAACCUAAUUUACAAUUUGAUACGGAUGCUGUUAGAUUAUUUGAAGAAUUAUAUGAAGAUCAUGGAGACACGCUUUCUCUGCAAUACGGAGGUUCUCAGCUUGUCCACAGAGUAAAAACCUAUAGAAAGAUAGCUCCGUGGACUCAGCAUUCCAAAGAUAUUAUGCAAACACUCUCAAGAUACUAUAGUAAUGCUUUCUCAGAUGCGGACAGGCAAGAUUCUAUCAAUCUCUUUCUGGGAGUUUUCAAGCCUACAGAAGGAAAACCUCAUCUCUGGGAACUUCCCACUGAUUUUUAUUUGCAUCACAAGAACACUCUCAGUCUGUCACAGACCAGGCGAAGCUAUACUUACUGGUGGACCACAGGUGUGCUAAAGCAUUUACCUCUUCCUUUUGAUGAAGUGACAUGUGCUGAAAACAGGCACAAGUUGACAGUGAAGAAGUUCCACAAGUAUGAAGAGGAAAUUGAUAUCCACAAUGAGUUUUUCCGGCCAUAUGAGUUGAGCAGUUUUGAUGAGACUUUCUGCUUGGCAAUGACCAAUUCUACACGAGAUUUUAUGCCUAAGAAUGUGGGGAUUGAUCCAAGUCCGUUUACUGUUCGUAAACCCGAAGAAACUGGAAAAUCAGUGUUGGGGAACAAAAGUAAUAGAGAAGAAACCGUGCUGCAGCGCAAAACAGCUGCUAGUGCUCCACCACCCCCAAGUGAGGAAGCAGUUUCAAGUAGUUCUGAAGAUGAUUCUGGGACAGACAAAGAAGAUGAAGGUGCAGUUUCUCAGCGUUCAACUCCAGUAAAGGUUACUGAUACAGGAGAUAAUACAAAAAUCACAGAGAAUGUAGUGCAAUCGACAAAAGAUGUGUAUGGAGUCAAUCUUUCAGAUGUUCCUUCAGAAGAUGAUCUUGCAAUAUAUGCUAGGUUUGUUCAGCUGGGACAGAGUCAGCAUAAACAAGACAAGAGCAGCCAGCAAUUUUGCUCAAAACACCACUUCGAUAAGGUUAUAAAUUUAAUACCCAUCUCCUCCUUUUCUCAAGACAAUAUUUAUGAAGUCCAGCCUCCAAGAGCCGAUAGGAAAUCAAUAGAGAUUUUUCAUGCACACAUUCAGGCUGGAAGAGGAAACAUGCAACCACUGGGAAAAGAUGACUUCCUCAUGUACAGAGAGUACAUUCGAAACAGAUACCUGUAAACACAAGCUGGAUUUUCCUGACAAGUCUACUGCACUGAUAGGUCAUAAAAAUAAUUUUAGAAAGGAAAACUAGUUUGGUAUUUUGCAGUAAUAAAUUUAUUAUCUAACAUUUCUAUUUAUUAUGCUUUACUAUUAUACAUUUACAGUAUAGUGCUUUACAGGAAAAAAGUGAUUUAAUAUCUGCUCUUCGGCUGAAAGAGAAAGUGUAUCUUAAGUGAUUAUUCAGAGCACCUACAGUCACUGAAGAGUAAGUAGCAAUUUAUGGGAAAGAAAAUACUGCAUCUUUAGGCUUUUUUUAUUAAUUUCUUACUUUGUUAUGUUUGCUAGUAAAGUUGAAGUGAUUUGUACAUACAAAUCAGAAGAUAAUACUUUUCUUCCUCUUUGUUCCAUGACAGCAAACAAUCUUUUUUACAACAGAAUGUUUUCUGAUAUUUCUUGACAUUUUUAGCAAACCGAGUGCUAAAAUGACUGCUUGUAAUUUACUGCUUUCUUAAACAAAAGUGGAAAAUGUGUGGCUUAUUUCAAAAUAAAAAUUUGCUUCUAGACUAACAAACUUUGUAACCCUAAUUUGUGUCAAAACUAAUCUCACUGGUGCUAGUAGUUACAGAAUCUGUGCCACAUGCAGGGUGAAAAUGGCUUGUGACUAAUUAUCAUGGGCUUCUAGUAGGAAUCUGAGGCGAACUGCUUACUGACUGACUCUGCAAAUGAAGGAAUGAGCUCCGCUUUACUCAGUUUAAAUUCUUAGAGGGCACAAAACCCUCCUGUCGUUUUUCUGUAUGACAGGCGUUACCCUUUUUGCAGCAUGCUCUUUCCAUCCCCGUAUUUGUGCUCCUGCGAGAUGCUUUCAGGUUCAAGCCUACAGCCUCCCAAGAUACCAGUAUGGGUGAGUGAGGGUUAGGGACUGGAUCAGCUGGGGUGGUCAUGCAAGAGGAAGCAGUAUAUGGGUUAGGCAAGAAUAUCAUGCCCAGUGCUAGGUAAGAAGUGGAGAGGCAGCAGGUAUCUGAAAAUAGGUUGUUUAAUUUGGGCUUGUUAUUAAAACAUUUCUCAAAUUAAAAAAAAAAGGGGAGGGGACGGAUUGAAACCCCUAUUAUUUGCUAUUGCAAGCUAAAAUUCCCAAAUUCCCAACACUGCUUUCUAGCCCUUUGCCUUGAAAUGUACUGACAGUGUCAGCAGCAUCCUUGACAAAUCACAUUAUUCUGUAAGCUUGUACAGACCAUAUUUGGGGAUUUUCUGGAAUAACUAAAUAACUCUUUUAGGAAUGUCAGCCAGCUUCAUGUGCUAGAUGUUGAGAACAUGUUUGUAUUCCUAGUAAAUUGCUUGCGGGCAGCUACCCCAGAUUCUUGUCUGCAUGCUGCAAACAUAUUCUGAAUAUGUUUGCAUAUUUUAUCCAGUAAGUUGCAUUUUCAUCAGUAAUUCAAUGAGAGAAAAGAUGCAGUGGGUAAAGGGAAAAGACAGAAGUUUCUUGUGAUAAAAGUAUGUUGUUUCAGGGAGUGACUUGUACACAGUGAGAGAACAUGGUACCUCAAGCUACUAAAAAAUUUUGGUGACCAAUCUCUUUUUUUUUUUUUAAUUGAUUAAUCCUGUUUUGAGAGAAAGGAAUGUAUUUUAGGAGAUGCAAGAACGAAUUGUCACUUUAGAUAAUACUUCAUUGCAACUGUGAUGUUUUUUUUUCUCUGGAAAAAAGUGUACUGAAUUCUUUUGUGUAAUAUGAAAAAUAAUUUGAAGGAAUAAAUGCUUGCUUUGGAAAAAUGUAGAGCUGGAGUCCUUAUUCUAAUAAGGCAAAUGCAUGCUUUUCUUGCUGCACUUAAACUAUUUCAAAGCUUGUUUUCUAGACUGUCACAAUCCUUUUGUUUUUCAUGGAUACUGGUCAUACAUAGAAGUUGCUCUUGAAAGCGUACCACGUAACCAUGGAUAAGGCAGAAGGUGAUGCUUUCUUUUUCAAGGUCUAAUGUUGCAAAAUAUGAAACUGUAAUAAUUUCACAGCUCUAAGAGAAAAUAC
Molecule: messenger RNA, 4816 nt
Organism: Chroicocephalus ridibundus (black-headed gull)
Lineage: Eukaryota; Metazoa; Chordata; Aves; Charadriiformes; Laridae
Gene: FIG4
Product: FIG4 phosphoinositide 5-phosphatase
Exons: 23
Coding region: 91-2817 (908 amino acids)
Biological process (GO): phosphatidylinositol dephosphorylation
Cellular component (GO): intracellular membrane-bounded organelle
Molecular function (GO): phosphatidylinositol-3,5-bisphosphate 5-phosphatase activity
Source: RefSeq, a predicted model, not a curated record